Molecule: messenger RNA, 2640 nt
Organism: Paramacrobiotus metropolitanus
Lineage: Eukaryota; Metazoa; Tardigrada; Eutardigrada; Parachela; Macrobiotidae
Product: EF-hand domain-containing family member C2-like
Exons: 12
Coding region: 122-2368 (748 amino acids)
Source: RefSeq, a predicted model, not a curated record
UUGGUCGAAGAAAACAUCGGCGUUAAUCAAGAUCGCGAAAAUUAAACCACUGUUCGCGGAUUCUAACAGAUCGUGUGGAACUGUCAUCAGCAGAUUGUUCAGGAAGUUUAUUUUUUUAAAUAUGGCAUUUCCCAUUGGUUCAGCCAACAGUUAUCUGCAGCUUUUGCGGAAACCGAACUUCCACAAACUCCACCACCUACGUUAUGCGGACGGCGAGCCAACCGUCGUGGCGCCCAGUGGCGCCCCUCAAGAGACGGGAAUGGAGAAUGUGUUGGAGAGCAUCGGUCUCUCGGGCAUGCACCCCACCCAGCCCAAAUGGCUGGCGUUGGAUAAGACGAUCCUGCACUUUUUCGCUUAUCUUUACGAGGGGCCUGUGGAAAGCCGCAGUGAAGAGUGCAUGCGGAUUCGCUACUGCGACAUCUAUUAUUAUAUGGAAGACGAUACGGUUAUGAUCAUGGAGAAGCUGGAUGAUCGUGCGGGAACCUACAACGGUAAAUUGCUCAAUAGACAGCGUGUUCCCAAAUCCAGCAAUCCCCACGCCCACAUCAGCGUGUACGAUUUCAACGUGGGCAAACCAGUGGAGAUUUUCUCGCGGCAUUAUUUCGUCUACAAAUGCGAUGAGUUCACGCGCGCUACCUUGACGCAUAUGGGCUUUGAAGUACCGGAAGAUUUCCAAGCACCCUUCAGCCAACAUCUGCUGGAUUCUGCAGCGGAAAAGCAUCUAAACCACCGCUUACGCCGCCACAUUAGCCACCACCACACCGCGGAGCGUUUCCGGAAUUUCGACACGAAAGUCCUGCGGUUUUACGGAUACUGGGACGAUCGGGCGAGUUUAUUCGGCGACCGACACUACCUCGUCAUUCAUCAUCACCUCGGCGAUCAAACCACGGAAGUACUGCGUAAAGUUAACGGGGCGUUGGGCAAAGAAAAACUGGAGCCGUUUGUGCGACGUAGCCGUAUACCAAAGAAUUUUGCGGAAUACGAGACAGCCAACAUGUCCAAUCCGUGGCCGGUGCUGAACAUUGUCAGCUCGCACGGAAAACAGUCUAGCGAAUCCCAUCUGAUCUAUGACCAAGCGCAAUUUGCUGCAUUACCGGCGCUUGUAACAGAUCGUGACUUCCAGUGCGGCUCAAAUAUCGUGCUCAUGGCACGCCUGAUUUAUCUCUACGACUGCGAUAACUACACGAAGUGGUACUACAAGGAAACGUACGGUUACGAACAGAAACCGGUCCCCAUCGAGCCGCCAGCGCCACCACCCACAAAACCCGCUGCCGUAAAGCCACCUCCAUUCAACGGCUACGGGACGGAAGAAGAUUCCCUGCGUAACUGUCAGCUGCUCAUUCCCAAGCCGCCGAUGCUGGAUGUCCGGAAAUAUCUCCUGCUGGAAUGGCACGAGGAAGACCCCACCGUGUUGGUAUUUACGCUGCGUCUGCUGCAUGAGAAUAAACGUGACGCGGGUCGGACGUUUGUCAUGUCGUUCUACCUAAAUAACGACAACAUUUAUAUCUACGAAAAGGACGCUCCACAAGGAGUCUCGGUUGGGAGUUUCCACAGCCGCAAGACUGUAAAGAAAGGCAACGAUCCGCUGCUCGACGCACCGCAGUAUCUGAAAGCCGAGGAUCUGUACAUCGGCGGCAUGUACAGUUUCAGUGGGCAGACGUUUAUUGUGACGGCCGUCGACGAAGCCACCGCCGCGUACAUGGAGAAAUACCCACAACGUUUUCCAUAUGCUGACGGGAGUCUGGUGUUGGAGAAAUUCACGCGCGCCAUGGUGGCCAGCGGUGAUAAAGGGAUUUUCGAACGUUUACGGAACAAUUUGAAGACCAACUCUGAUGUGAUGAACUGGAACGAUUUCCUUGAUGUGCUUAUGUCAACCGUCGGGAACGCCCUGAACCCGCACGAAUACUUCACGCUAGCGCGCCGCUACCAGCGUCACACGGAGGCCAGCCGCACAAAAAUGGCGCAGCUGCUGCGCGCCAUCAUCCAGCAUCAUCUGCGGAAGACGGGAUGGGAUCCGACGCUGCAUCUCCUACAAGCGUGUAUCCGUGCUGAUUACACCGAGACCGGGUUCUUGUCGUUAACGGAGAUGCUGCGCUGUAUCAAGGGCGCUCGGAUGCCCGGGAAUACCGCGGUAUGUGCUACGUAUCUCGAUCUGACAACGGAUGCUGCGGGUGUGGAUUAUCGGCGGGUGGUCAGUGCGCUGGAUUGGAUGCGGCAUCCCGUGGCCGAGUUUAUCGAUUUACCACAAAAUAUUGGAAAGGAUUUCGAUUAUAAUAAGUAUUUCGGAGAUGUGGUGCCGGUGGUACGGCAUGAAGCGUUUCUGGAGGAUGUCCGGCCAAUUUACGAAAAUCUUACAUGGCCAAAAUGAUCCGAUUGACCUUUGCGGUGAUAUGCCACAUAAUUUAUCGCGUUUAGUUUGAUGUUGUCGAGUAUUUGGAAAAAAGUCUUAAAAAGCGUUAUUUAUUUUUGCGUAGUUGGGACCGAAUGCGUUGUAACGAAACCAGCACUGUGUUGCUGUUAGAAUUUUGUUCUUUUGGAGAGAAACAAUUCUUUCCGAUAUUGUUUUGCAUAUACUGCAAUUUGCUUGUGCAGGGUUUUAUAGUCGCCCGAUUCUGAGUCGCUGCCAGCUGAAACCUAAAA